Molecule: messenger RNA, 1143 nt
Organism: Chrysochloris asiatica (Cape golden mole)
Lineage: Eukaryota; Metazoa; Chordata; Mammalia; Afrosoricida; Chrysochloridae
Product: monocyte differentiation antigen CD14-like
Exons: 2
Coding region: 1-1143 (380 amino acids)
Biological process (GO): positive regulation of type I interferon production; toll-like receptor 4 signaling pathway; inflammatory response
Cellular component (GO): external side of plasma membrane; lipopolysaccharide receptor complex; membrane raft
Molecular function (GO): lipopolysaccharide binding; protein binding
Source: RefSeq, a predicted model, not a curated record
AUGGUGAGUGAGCUUUCGCCUUGCCUGUUGCUGCUGUUCUUACAGCCGUUCCUAUGCGCCUCAGAGGCAACGCCCAAGCCCGAGCUCGAGCCCUGCGAAGUGGACGACGAAGAUUACCGUUGCGCCUGUAACUUCUCAGGUCCGCAGCCCAACUGGUUCAGUGGACUUCAGUGUAUGGUUGCUGUCGAGGUGGAGAUCCGUGCUGGUGGCCGCAGCCUGGACAACUUUUUACAGGGCGCCGAUACCGAGCCGCGGCACUACGCUGACGUGCUUAAGGGUCUGCGCGUGCGGCGGCUUACAGUGGGCGCUGCCCGGGUUCCUGCCCGGCUCCUGUUCGCAUUAUUGCGUGCACUCGGUUAUUCCCGCCUCAAGGAACUGACACUCGAGGACCUGGAGGUAACCGGCACCUCUCUGCCGCCGCUUCUGGAAGCCCCCGGGCCUGCGCUCUCCGCUCUUCGCCUCCACAACGUGUCGUGGGCCACAGGGGGUGCGUGGCUGGCCGAGCUGCAGCAGUGGCUCAAACCGAGCCUCAAGGUACUGAGCAUUGCGCAAGCACCCUCGCUUGCCUUUUCCUGCGAGCAGCUCCGCUCUUUCCCGACCCUCACCACCCUAGAUUUGUCGGACAACCCUGGACUAGGUGAACGCGGGCUGGCCGCGGCCUUGUGUCCGCACAAGUUCCCGGCCCUCCAGGACCUGAGGCUGCGCAGUGCGGGGAUAGAGACGCUUACCGGUGUGUGCGUGGCGCUGGCGGCGGCCACUGUACAGCCUAAUAGCCUAGACCUCAGCCAGAACGCGCUGCUUGGCACCGCCAACCCCAGUGUUCCCGGGUGCAUCUGGCCCAGCGCAUUGAACUAUCUUAAUCUGUCUUUCGCUGGACUGAGGAAAGUGCCUAAGGGACUGCCGGCCAAACUCAGUGUUCUAGAUCUCAGUUGCAACCGGCUAAACAAGGCACCGCGACAAGAUGAGCUGCCUCAGGUGGAAAGCCUGACACUAGAUGGGAAUCCCUUCUUGGACCCUGGAGCCCACAAGUCCCACGAGGAUACAGAGAACUCCAGUGUGACCCAGGCCUGUGUGCACUUGCUCCUGGCCAUAGGAAUACCAGGAACCCUGACUCUGCUCCAAGGGACCAGGGGCUUCGCCUAG